This is a messenger RNA of Nymphaea colorata (pocket water lily), 1466 nucleotides long. RefSeq names its product GDSL esterase/lipase At5g03610-like. The transcript has 5 exons. The coding region runs from base 88 to 1146 and encodes 352 amino acids. NCBI's taxonomy places the organism in Eukaryota, Viridiplantae, Streptophyta, Magnoliopsida, Nymphaeales, Nymphaeaceae. The record is from RefSeq and is a predicted model, not a curated record. Gene Ontology annotation, molecular function: hydrolase activity, acting on ester bonds.
AUUUUAUAAUACUUAUAUAUCUGCUUCACUCCCAGCCCGACCAUUCUGCUCCAACUCCAAGCGCCCCUCCCUCUCUCACUUGCCCUGAUGGAAGCGAGAUUUUUCUUAUGCUUCCUUUUGGCGCUUCUAUUAGGAAGCGGCACAGAAGGCCAUGGCCAUCGCCACCACCAUCGCCGCCAUCAUUUAGUAAAGAGGCUCUUCGUGUUUGGCGACUCAUAUGCAGACACGGGCAACAUAUGGAGGGGGCUGGCCAAUUGCUGGAAGUCUCCCUACGGCUCUACCUUCCCCGGCAAACCGGCCGGCAGGUUUUCCGACGGCAGAGUUAUCACCGAUUUCGUUGCCACCUACCUAGGGGUUCCAUCUCCUGUUCCUUACAGAUUGGAAAGUGUCGCUGGUCACCGAAGCCGAUACGGCAUAAAUUUUGCCUAUGGCGGGACGGGUGUGUUCGACACGGCUAUCCCUCUGCCCAACAUGACGACGCAGAUCGACUUCUUGGAGCAGCUCAUCAAGGACGGCACUUACGGGCCACGGCAACUGAGAUCAUCCAUGGCCUUCGUCUCCAUCGGCGGCAACGAUUAUUUAUCCUACCUUUACUUUGGCAAUGGCACCAUAGCGCGCUUGAAGAGCUUCAUACGUUCAGUGGUUAACCGGGCUGAAGCGGACCUAGAACGCCUGGUCAGGCUAGGAGUGGGACGGAUAGGCGUGCUCGGUCUGGGCCCAGUGGGAUGCGUCCCGUUUAAUACUCAGAACAUAUCAUACUCCUCCUGCGUUGAUUUGUUCAACCAAAAUGCUGUCUAUCACAACGCUCUUCUGCAAAAAGCCGUCGAUGCCAUCAACGCUCAUCCCAGCCAUCGAUCGCGUGUUGAGAUGCUCAGCGUAUUUGAUGCAUGGCAGUCACUGAUUCACGGCCCUCAAAAACUGGGACAAGAAAGUGAGAAUCCACUCAGGCCGUGCUGCAUGGGAAUCACCCCGUUGAACGGCUGCGGUGACACCGACCAGAACGGAAAACCACUGUAUAAAGUAUGUGAAGAUCCGGAAAAGGCCGUGUUCUGGGACAGUGUGCACCCAACUCAGGCUACCUGGUCCAGAGUUUUCCGAUCUUUUCGCCCGACUCUUCAACAACUUGUCUCUUAUAGGACUACUUAACCCAAUACUUGAAGAUGGGUAAUAAUCGGACACAUCUACUGAUAGAUCUGUUCAUGUCGCCUUAUCUUUUAAGAUGUUAAAAGUAGUUUUCACGAUUUGAGUUUCAAACGUUUUUGCAUUCAACAAGUUGUGCUAUGGGUGCCGCUGGGUUGUUGCACUUUUAGAUUUUAUUUUGUCUUUUUCUCUUUUGGAGUGUGGAAUUUGGGUCUGAAUCUGAUUCCUUAUGUACUUAAUAAACGAGAAUAAGACCUGUUCUCACCCCCUCACUGUAACAUCUGUUUGUUAAAAAGUUGAAGUUAUUAGAGAGUUCUUGUCAUAAA